Hydractinia symbiolongicarpus is the source of this 990-nucleotide messenger RNA. RefSeq names its product non-structural maintenance of chromosomes element 1 homolog. The record is from RefSeq and is a predicted model, not a curated record. Gene Ontology annotation, biological process: DNA damage tolerance; double-strand break repair via homologous recombination. Bases 50 to 871 code for a protein of 273 amino acids. NCBI's taxonomy places the organism in Eukaryota, Metazoa, Cnidaria, Hydrozoa, Anthoathecata, Hydractiniidae. Gene Ontology annotation, molecular function: ubiquitin-protein transferase activity. Gene Ontology annotation, cellular component: Smc5-Smc6 complex; nucleus. The transcript has 9 exons.
CUUUUUAGAUUUUUUAGAUCAAAGAAACAGUAUUUAUGCAAGGUAGAUUAUGGAGAACUACAAUGAUGCACAUCGGCUAUUCCUACAAAUUUUUAUUUCCAGAAAGUUAAUGUUAACUGAUGACGCUUUGCAGUUAUAUUUGAAAGUGGGAGAGCAAGUUGAAGUUGACACUCCUCCAGACGAGUUUUUUAGUUUUGUUAAAACUAUAAACAAGAAAUUAGAACCACUUUUGAUGGAGUUAAGACAAGGAAGAGCUGAAGAAUCUGGAGAAAUGUUUUAUGCACUGGUUAAUUGCUAUGAAGAUGAGCAUUCGAAGCUUGCAACAAAUUUUUUGCCACAAGAAAUUGAUUACAUAAAGAAAGUGAUUGAGCUUAUUGUGCUAUCUGAUGAAGGUGUAGUGUCUUCAAUCGAUUUAAUCAAUGCUGGUCAUGAUUUAACCAAACGAAUAACGACACACGCAGCAGAAGAAAUUUUGAGUCAGCUUUCAUCAGAGAGAUGGCUUGCCGAGCAUCAUGGCAAAAUAUCACUGGGAGCGAGAGCUGUCAUUGAAUUGGGCCAGUACUUAAAAAUGAAAUUUAAAGAUCACAUAAACGAAUGUACUCUAUGUCACGAUUUUGUCAUAUCGGGCGACAUGUGUAUUAAUUGCGGUAUCAAGAUUCACAAGUAUUGUGCAGCUACUAACUUCACAAAUAUACAUGCUUCGAAACGGAAAUGUCCUUCCUGUAAAGAAGUGUGGGAGAAUAAUCUUAUGAAGUUACCAAAAAGUAGGGACAGUGGUGCAGCUGGACAAGCGGCAGCACUUAGAGAAGUACAGGUAGUUCCUUCUGCAGCUUCUUCAAAACCUUCCAAGAGAGCAAAACGGUCCAGGUGAUCUGUUGGAAGUUUUGGAAAGUCUUUUUCUAACAUGUAUAUAUAUUUAAUGUAAAUAGAUUUUGUAACAUAAUUUGUGCAACUUUUUCCUAAAUGGAACUUGAAAAAAUUUUUAGGUUA